This is a messenger RNA of Lodderomyces orthopsilosis Co 90-125, 1218 nucleotides long. It is a transcript of the gene TLG2, whose product is annotated as Tlg2p. Gene Ontology annotation, molecular function: SNAP receptor activity; SNARE binding. The record is from RefSeq and is a predicted model, not a curated record. Gene Ontology annotation, biological process: vesicle fusion; intracellular protein transport; vesicle-mediated transport. Lineage: Eukaryota; Fungi; Ascomycota; Pichiomycetes; Serinales; Debaryomycetaceae. The transcript has a single exon. The coding region runs from base 1 to 1218 and encodes 405 amino acids. Gene Ontology annotation, cellular component: SNARE complex; membrane; endomembrane system.
AUGUUUAGAGAUCGAACUAAGCUAUUCUUAUCUUACCGUCGAACAAUUUUUCGAGAUCCACCCCAUAGGAAACCAUUUCGAGACGACGCACAGGACGACGAUAACGAUACCGAUAGUCUAUUUGAUUCAGAACAAGACAAUCUCAUCAUUUCGUCGCGGAAGCGUCAGCAGCAGAGAUCAUCAAAUGUAUUUUCGCAACUGCAUAGACCAGGUGAUAAUGGAAAAGAAGAUAUCGAAAUGAAGCCCAUAAUCCCCACUCAAUUUGAAAUUGCUAAAGACUUGGACAUUUGCCUCACGGUAAUCGAUAAACAAACUCAAGAGUUAAAUUCGUUAUACAAGCAACUUAUAAUAAUCAACAAAUCGUCCAAAAAACAAGUCGAGAAUCAAAUUGAAGAAUAUAGUUAUCAAAUUUUACAAAAUUUUGAAAAAUGUUAUAUUGGAAUCAAGAAAUUUGAAUAUUUAACCAAGAAUCAUGAACGAUUACAGGUUAAUUAUACUGCUCAAGACUUAAACAUCUUGACCAAUAUGAAGAAAAAUUAUGCCAAUAAGAUCCAACAACAUUUGUUGGUGUUUCGAAAUUUACAAAAUAAUUAUAUGAAUUUUCUACGUGAUGAUGAUGAUGAGUUUGAUUUAUUAAUUAAUGAAAAACGUAAUCAACGAGGAUUGAAAAACGAACAGCUUACCGGUGAGAACAUUGAAGAAUUGAGUAAAGAAAUUGUUGCAUCCACUCAACAACCACAUCACCAGCAACAAACCCAAGUUCAAUUGCAACAGAAUACCAAUGAUCAAUAUUUGGAACAACGUGAACAAGAGAUCAAUAAAUUAGCAAUGGGAAUCUUGGAAAUAUCAACCAUGUUUAAAGAAAUGGAAAGCAUGGUGAUUGAUCAGGGAACAAUGUUGGAUAGAAUUGAUUAUAACUUGACAAAUACAGUACAUGACUUGAAAUCUUCAGAUAAAGAGUUGAUAAAAGCCAGGACGUAUCAGAAAAGAACCACCAAAUGUAAAAUUAUAUUUUUUAUGGUGUUGUGUGUGUUUGCAUUAUUGAUGAUUUUGAUGUUGCGACCUGGAGGUAGUCAUCGUACUGAGAAAAUUAUUGAAAAGCCACAAGAACCUUCCAAGGGUGGUGAGGACUCGACCUCUAAGCUGCCAGUUGAAGUCAAUCAUCCAGAUUCUCCGGUGGAUGGAUCGAAGCCAAUUGAUAUUGAUGGGGUAAUCUGA